AAACCUGCUUUGUUUCAUUGUCAGUUCUUUGAUUUACAGGACUUCUGAUAUCCUUACAACAAGCAAAGAUGGGUACAUGAUAAACAGCGGUCGUUACGCGGGGAUGAAAAAGACCGUUCUAGAAUAAACUCUUCUCACUCCACAGUUUUUGCACAUACUCCUGGUAACGUGUCAUUCGGUACCCAGGGCUACGAGACUAAAAGAAACGAAGGGGUCUGGGCACAAAAGGAGAACCUCGCUGGAUAAGGGUAACGCAGGCUCUAGAAAGAUCAUUUGCGCGCAUGAACAACCACUUCCCAUUGUUUCCAGACUCUCGUUCUCCCCGUCCAACUGGAUUGCGACAGUUGCCACACCAAAGAAAACUUGUUAUUCAUUGUUUUCUUUCAAUAAAAACGAGUUAGCACUGUCUGUCUGAUGUUUGGCCGCCUUGUCAAAUUCAAUGUUUUUGAAUUGUUUGUUCUCUUUUCCACUUUUUCGUAAAAAGUCUGUGGAUUUCUCAAGUUUAGCUUCUGAAGGGUCAGAGGGUCUGGGUACGACAUAAACUAUUAGCGUAUGUUUACUAAAAAGAAUGUGGGUGCUUAUCUUUAAGGAGAGCUUGCUAGCGGAAGGUUUAUUUUAGGUGCAGAGUAAGUAGCUCUCUCUGUCUGGAGCGCAAUUUUAGCUAAUUAUUUUCUAUUGACUCCUUUCCCUGUAAUAUCCUUUAGCUGAAAGACAUCUACAAAGAAUCACUUUCGUUUGUUUGCUAUAUCGAAAGACGACGUAAAUUUUCUACCGGAAAAAUAUUUCAAACCACAACUGAAAAAGGAAAAACACAAAUGGCAUGACAUGACACACAAACCGCACGCUUCUGGCCUCACAAAUUAAAAAAACAAAUGGCGGUAGUUUAUUUUUGUUCUUGGGUGAGGCUUUAUACCGUGGGUAGGGAGGAGUUUAUAGCAUCCUUUUUAAAAAACAAAACGUGUUAAUUAAUUCGUUAACGAGAUAUUUUGGGGGGCGAAUGACAAGAAAAACCUUGUUGAAAAAGCAAACAGAGCACAGCUGCAUUCAGCCGUUUAUUUGAUAGCUGUGCGCUUUUAUCUUCAUAAUCAAAGAAGACAAACCAAAGUUUUCAUAUGAUUACAUUCGGCUCCUUUGGUUGAAAAAGAAAAUGACUUGUGGUACGCAAUGAUUAACAUAAUAUUUUCCCUAAAAAUUGGUUUAAAUUCCCUCAAGCUUACCCAGAAGCUUGAAAAAGGAGUUUUAGUAAUUCAAAUAUUUGUGGCUUUUUAAAAACAUUGGAAUACCUAGAUGAUGAAGUAUAAUAUUUCAUUCUAAAAUGUGUUUUAACUUUUAACGGAUGUCUUGUAUACGAUGUUUGCUGUCACAUCGACUUAAUGCCAAUUAAAAUUGGUUGGUAGGCCAUUUUCAAUUUUACAACAACUAACAAAUUAAGUCUGAAGAGUAAACUCUCAAAAUACCCACGGAUACAAAGUUAUGGUCCUUACACGAGAGGAAACUGCAGCCAUUCCAACCUUAAUUGAUUCAAGGAAAUUUUUAAUUGAACCGAAAAAAGGAAUUAUGGCCCACGUACACAGCGAUUUAGCGCCAAACUGUCUUAAAAGCACUAUCAAGCGCUACACUGAUCCAUAUUCAUAUAAUAAAAUAAGCGCUACUAUUCAGCCGAACUGAUCUUGAACACGUUUUUGAACACGAGGAGACCUAGCCUAUGGAAAUGACAAAGUUGAUACGAUCUGUUUACAGAUUCACCAAACGAUAGUCUGUCGGUAAAGUUACUAGUAAAAGCUUUUAAAUGACAGUUUUUUGACACCACACAGAAAAAGGAAUUCUUCAUUACUUUUUGAGAGAACGUAUGUGUUAAAACGGUCAGUAAUGAUUAUGCUUUCAUGUAGUGAUGGUCACGAAAUCGGCUUUUAGAGUACGUGCUGUUCAGACGAUUUGUUUAAAACGUUUAAAAUGAAAAAUUGGAAAUGCCCCAGGGGGGAUUACAUGGAACAUGUUUUAAGCCUUGAAGAUUGUAUCCGGAGUAAAACCUGCUUUGAAGAAAGGCUUAUCACGACCAAAAUCUGAGUCACUUGCGAAAACUCGCUUAUAACAGUUUAUAACAGUUUGUUAUAUUCACUCACUAAACGCACAGCCCUCCGAAUACAAAGGCAACAACACAUUUGACGCAGUCUUCAGAGACCUCUCGCGACUAGCAUAACGUUUAAUCGCUACAAUAGUCGAUGAUAAAAGUUGCGACGACAUGUUUGAGAUGGAAGGUAAAGAUGAUUGCGCGGCGGUGCCAGCGCCCACAACUCUGUCUCUCUUCACCGCCGCAGUGUCCGGUUUAGUAGCGCUUGUGACUGUUCCUUGUAACAUCUUGGUGUGUCUCGUCAUUCUAAGAAGCCCGCCCAGAUUAAAAAACCUCCGCACGCCUUUCACCUACUUCAUACUGAACCUCGCUCUGACAGAUCUUCUCGUCGGAGCAGCCACGGAGCCGAUUUCAGUGGUGUAUCACCUCAUGGAAGCGAGGUCUGUUUCUUCGCCAAGUUUAGUCAGGCUUUUACAAGUGCUAUACUUUCUCACAUGCACGGUUUCCGUGUUAAGCAUUUUGGCAUUAACCCUAGAGCGAUUCUAUGCCAUUUCUAAACCCUUCAAGUACAGGCAGAGUGUGACAAACUCUAGAGUAUUUCUGGCGUCGGGUAUGAUAUGGAUUUUGUCGCCCGGGUUUAUAACGCCGUACUUCGUGAUGGGCUAUCGUGUUUUUUCGUUGGUGUUCGCCAAUGUCGUGAUCUUAAUUACAUUGUGUACUGUGAUUUACGCUUAUUUCAAGAUUAUCAAGACGAUUCAACGCAGGAAAAACAUUCGCCAGGACAGCUUACAGGGGCUGUUUAUUGCCAACCGACAAGUGACGCUGUACGAAGAAAAACUGACCCGAACGUUUACUUCGAUUCUGAUUCUGUUUGCAAUUUGCUACGUGACGCCAUGCCUCUUAAUUUAUACAAUGAAUUUAUGCACCAAGUGCUCUUGUGAUACUAUCCAUUGGUUGCGGGACUCGACGUUUUUAGCGGUGACUUGCAAUUCUGCCAUCAACCCAUUCCUAUACGCUUGGCGCCUUCCCAGCUUUCGCCACGCGCUGAGGAUUAUGAUGCCCGGAUGCACGUGUCACAUGACACUGGAUAGAGACACCACACAAGGAGUUGUUUACUCACUCAAGAAACCUUCCAACUGCACUAUCGUCUUCGAGAUUGCAGAAAUAGAGAAAAGAAACUUGCGCGCUCCAAAACCGAGGCUUUCUACUUCUCCCCUGUAAAGUCUUUCCAUUUCAUAUGGAAUCCAACACUGAUAUUAAACUCUCAGUACAUUGUCAUAAAACUCUUAUGGAAAAUGCAUCCAUCGUUUAGCACAAUGUUAACAGUGCGGUUGGAACUAAAACCGUCGAAAAUAUGCGACCCGGAUGCGCAGCAAAGUCGGGAUUCGUGCGAUCUUGACACAAGAGCCCAACUGUCAAGAGCAACACUGUUGCUUUCUUAUCUUACGCUGUGAAAGCAUCAAAUUUAGCAUGAGAGAUUAACCGUUUUAAGGCAAAGGCCUGUUUGAAAAGCGAAAUUACUGUCGUUUCGUUUCUUCUGGAACACUCAUGAUACAGUUCAUAAUUUAUUGUAACAUUUCUUUUUCCACAGAUUGAGACACUUAGCUCGCGCAACUAUAACUGGUCAUUCACGAGUUGCAAGUUUUUUUCCCAUUACAAUACGUCCGACAUUAUCAGGAAGCGAUUUUUUUUUUCAACACAACAUCCUUAACAUGGAAAUUACAGGAGGGAAUGACUACAAUACUUUACAAAAUCAGCAAGGUCUUUGAUACGCUUUGUUAGUAACUGACCACAAGUGCUUGUAUUUACAAUA
Messenger RNA from Orbicella faveolata, 3884 nucleotides. RefSeq names its product histamine H2 receptor-like. The record is from RefSeq and is a predicted model, not a curated record. Lineage: Eukaryota; Metazoa; Cnidaria; Anthozoa; Scleractinia; Merulinidae. Gene Ontology annotation, cellular component: membrane. Gene Ontology annotation, molecular function: G protein-coupled receptor activity. Gene Ontology annotation, biological process: G protein-coupled receptor signaling pathway.